Messenger RNA from Hypomesus transpacificus, 6656 nucleotides. RefSeq names its product myoferlin-like. The coding region runs from base 134 to 6301 and encodes 2055 amino acids. Gene Ontology annotation, biological process: membrane fusion; plasma membrane organization. The record is from RefSeq and is a predicted model, not a curated record. Gene Ontology annotation, cellular component: membrane. The transcript has 54 exons. Lineage: Eukaryota; Metazoa; Chordata; Actinopteri; Osmeriformes; Osmeridae.
UAACACACAUAGCUAUUUCCUCAACUCUUUCUGUCAACUCUCGGUGAUGCGGCAGUGAGGAUGCUGCUGCAACAAGCGAAAAGCUUCCACACAGUAGUUGUAAAACAAAACUUCUGUCUUUCAUAGUAUCAAAAUGUUGCGUGUUGUGGUAGAAUCCGCCAAAGGUUUACCAAAAAAGAAGAUCGGGAGUCCUGAUCCUGUCGCAUCUGUUGUUUUUAAAGAUGAAAAAAAGAAAACCAAAACAAUAAACAAUGAAUUAAACCCAGUCUGGAAUGAGGUGCUUGAGUUUGACUUGAAAGGUUCUGCGCUUGACUCGUCAUCCUACAUCGAUGUGAUUGUGAAAGACUUUGAGACUCUAGGGAAAGACAAGCUACUGGGGUCUACGAAAGUCUCUCUGAGAGACCUAGCCACUGGCCAGGUCAAAUCCCUCCCAUCCAAAAAUCUUCCCCUCAUCAAUGAAAAGGGGCAGGACAUUGGAGCUACAAUCGACCUUGUGAUUGGGUACGAUCCGCCAGCCGGUGCUGUUCCCAAUCCUAACAACUCACAGGAUGGGACCACAGCAGGGGAUGCUGGGGGUGGAGAUGAGGAGGAGAAUGUGGACCUGGCUGAUGGGGGCCAGCCUGGCUCCUCAGGUGGGGGUUCCUCCCCAGGCCUACCAGGCAACGCCACCCAGGCCAUGGUCAGGAGGGCCAGGAACCGUAGCAGACCGCUAUCCAACAAACCCCAGGACUUCCAGAUCCGAAUCAGGAUCAUAGAAGGCCGCCAGUUUCCCGGAAACAACAUCCAGCCUGUGAUCAAGGUCAACGUGUGUGGACAGACCCACCGGACACGGAUCAAGAGGGGCAACAACCCAUACUUUGAUGAGAUAUUCUUCUACAACAUCAACAUGUUGCCCUCAGAGCUUUUCGACCAGCAAAUCAGCAUCCGGGUCUACGACUCUUUUUCUCUGAGAGCUGACAGUCUGAUGGGAGAGUUCAAGCUGGAUGUGGGCUAUGUCUAUGAUGAGCCAGCCCACUCUGUCAUGAGGAAAUGGCUUCUGCUCAGCGACCCAGAUGACUCUAGUUCUGGGGCGAAGGGUUAUCUGAAAGUCAGCCUGUUCAUUGUGGGGACAGGGGAUGAGCCUCCGGCAGAGAAGAGGGAGUCCAACGAUGACCAGGAUGACAUAGAAAGUAACCUCCUCCUCCCUGCAGGGGUCACCUUGCGGUGGAUCACCCUGGCUCUCAAGGUGUUCAGAGCUGAGGACAUCCCCCAGAUGGAUGAUGCAUUUAUCCAGUCAGUGAAAGAGAUCUUUGGAAGAGACUCAGACAAAAAGAACCUGGUCGACCCUUUCCUUGAGGCCCGCUUUGCUGGUAAAAAGCUGUGUACACAGGUCAUCGAGAAGAAUGCCAACCCUGAGUGGAACCAGUUACUGAAUCUUCAAGUCAAGUUCCCGUCCAUGUGUGAAUGCAUCAAACUAACAGUCUUCGACUGGGAUCGUCUUACCAGGAAUGAUGCUAUUGGCACCACUUAUCUGAACCUGGCCAAGAUUGCCUCUUCUGGAGGAGAAAUAGAAGAUGAACAUGCAGGAUAUGGGGCCAAUAACGAAUAUAAAGGAAAGACGGGGGAGUCUGAGGUGGGCUUCCUGCCUGCGUUCGGCCCCUCCUACGUCAACCUUUAUGGGAGCCCUCGAGAGUUCAGCGGUCUCCCUGACCCUUAUGAGGACCUCAACUUCGGCAAGGGAGAAGGAGUGGCCUAUCGGGGAAGGGUCCUGGUUGAACUCACUACUAAACUAGAAGGCAAGCCAGACAAGCCUGUGGACAGCAUCUCCAGUGAUGACAUACUGGUGGUCCAGAAGUACCAGCGGAGAAGGAAGUUCUGUCUGUGUGCCGUGUUCCACAGCGCCAGCAUGCUGCAGGAACCGGGAGAGCCAAUCCAGUUUGAGGUCAGUAUCGGUAACUACGGCAACAAACUGGACACCACCUGCAAACCCCUGGCCUCCACGACCCAGUACAGCUGUGCUGUGUUUGACGGUAACCACUACUACUACCUUCCGUGGGCAGACACUAAGCCUGUGGUGGUGGUGACGUCCUUCUGGGAGGACAUCAGCCAUCGUCUGGACGCUGUCAACAUCAUCCUGCACAUCGCGGACCGCCUGCAAUCCAACAUCAGUGCGAUGAAAACGGCCAUGUUGGCUAAGAUGCCCGACACUCAACUGGCAGAGAUCUGGUUGAAGCUAGUCAGCCAGCUCAUUGAUGAUAUGGAGAGUGUUCAUAUGCCAGAGCUGGAGGGCAAACCCAACCUGACUGCCCUGGACCUCCAGAUCAAGAAGCUGAGAGACAGUGCCAUGGCAACCAUAUUGGACGGAGCGAGGUGUAUGAGAGAGGAAGCUGUGGAGAUCCGAGACACCCUGGGAGACAUUGAGGCCUGGCUGGAGAAACUCAGCCAGCUGGCUGAUGAGCCUCAGAACAGCAUGCCAGACGUGAUCGUGUGGAUGCUGAGAGGAGAGAAGAGGGUGGCCUACAGCCGUGUCCCUGCUCACCAGCUGCUCUACUCCACACACAGCCAGGAAGCCUGUGGACAGCACUGCGGACGCACACAGACCAUCUUGAUGAAGUAUCCCAUGGAUAAGAACAAGGGUCUGAAGGUUCCAGUGCAGGUUCGGGUCAACAUGUGGCUGGGCCUGUCUGCUCACGAGAAGAAGUUCAAUGCUUACUCAGAAGGCACCUUCAGUGUAUUCGCUGAACUGUAUGAGAACCAGGCGGAGAUGUUUGGGAAGUGGGGCACCACGGCCCUGGUGGGACGUUACAAGUUUUCUGAUGUGACGGGCAAGCUGAAGCUGAAGCAGGAGUUCUUCAUGCCGCCCCCAGGCUGGGAGUGGGAGGGGGACUGGUUCAUAGACCCAGAGAAGGGGCUGUUGACAGAGGCGGAUGCCGGACACACAGAGUUCCUGGACGAGGUCUAUCAGAAUGAGACCCGCUUCCCUGGAGGAGACUGGAAGCCUGCUGCAGAGCCCUACACUGAUGUGAAUGGGGAGAAGACCCAGAGUCCAGGGGAGAUUGAGUGCCCAGCAGGCUGGACCUUGCAAGAUGAGUGGACUGUAGAUGACAACAGAGCCGUUGAUGAGAAAGGUUGGGAGUAUGGUGUGACCAUCCCUCCGGAUAACAAGCCCAAGUCCUGGGUUCCUGCUGAGAAGGUCUACCAUGUCCACCGCAGGAGGAGGCUGGUCAGGCCCCGGAGCAGGACGGCCGGCCCCCCUGGGGGAUCGCCCACGGAGCGACGGAUCCAAGGAGACCCAGAGGGCUGGGAGUUCUCAUCCCUGAUUGGCUGGAAGUUCCACAGGAAGCAGCGCUCAUCGGACACGUUCCGUCGCCGGCGUUGGAGGAGGAAGAUGGCACCUGCCAACACCCUCGGAGCCGCUGCCAUAUUUAAACUGGAGGGGGCGCUGGGGAUUGACACAGAUGAGAAAGGCCAGAAGACUGAUGCUACCAAGCUGUUUGGAGCCAACACACCCACUGUGUCCUGCUCUUUCGACAGGUCCUAUCGCUAUCACUUGAGAGUCUAUGUGUACCAGGCCAAGAACCUAGUGGCCAUGGACAAAGACAGCUUCUCUGACCCGUACGCCCACGUGUCCUUCCUGCAUGUCAGUCAGUCCACGGAGAAGCUGUCAGCCACGCUGAACCCCACCUGGGACCAGACCCUCCUCUUCCACGACGUGGAGAUCCACGGCGACCCCGACACCAUCGCCCAGAACCCCCCCAAGGUGGUCCUCGAGCUGUACGACAACGACCAAGUGGGUAAGGAUGAACUGCUGGGCAGGACUGUGUGUGCCCCGCUGGUGAAGUUGAAUGCGGGCAUGGAUCAGGUACCCAAGCUGCUGUGGCAGCCCGUCAUGCAGAGAGGCCAGCCAGCAGGGGAUGUUCUGGUGGCAGCUGAACUCAUACUGAAGGACAAGGGGAAUGAGACGGAGCUUCCCCUGGUUCCUCCCAGGAGAGGGGAGAACCUCUACAUGGUUCCUCAGGGCAUCCGGCCGGUGGUGCAGCUCACCGCUAUCGAGAUCCUGGCGUGGGGUCUGCGUAACAUGAAGACGUACCAGCUGGCCACGGUGUGCUCUCCCAGCCUGGUGGUGGAGUGUGGGGGCGAGAGGGUGGAGUCUGUCGUCAUCAAGAACAUCAAGAAGAGCCCCAACUUCCCAGGAUCUGUCCUUAUCAUCAAAGCGCUCCUUCCUAAAGAUGAGAUGUACACUCCUCCCAUCGUGCUGAAGGUGAUCGACCACCGUCCUUUCGGCAGGAAGCCGGUGGUGGGACAGUGUACCAUCAGCAACCUGUCCGACUUCCGCUGUGACCCCUAUGUCGCCAGGGCUGAGGUCGCCAUGUCAUCCAAAAUGGCUCUGAUGAUGGCUGCCCCACCCAGAGAUGUCUCCAUUCACAUGGGUGACAGGGGACCCCUGCUGGAGGAUCAGCAUGCUGAGAAGGAGAAGGAGCUGGUCGACUGGUGGAGCAAAUUAUACGCCUCCAUAGGAGAGCAAGAGAAAUGUGGUCCCUACCUGGAGAAAGGCUACGACACCUUGAAGGUGUAUGACUGUGAGCUGGAGCAGGUCCCAGAGUUCCAAGGGCUGACAGACUUCUGCAGCACCUUCAAGCUGCACAGAGGCAAGAACGAGGAUGGAGUGGACGACCCCACCGUGGUCGGAGAAUUCAAGGGUUCGUUUAAGUUGUACCCACUGUCAGACGACCCUGGCAUAGCUCCUCCUCCUCGCCAGUUCCGUGAGCUGCCAGACAGCGGGCCGCAGGAGUGCCUGGUCAGGAUCUACAUCAUCAGGGGCAUCGACCUGCAGCCUAAAGACAACAACGGCAUGUGUGAUCCGUACAUCAAGAUCGCAUUAGGAAAGAGGAGCGUUGAUGACAGAGAUAACUACCUACCCAACAACACCAACCCUGUGUUCGGAAAGAUGUUCGAGCUGAGCUGCUUCCUGCCUCAAGACAAGGACCUGAAGAUCUCUGUGUACGACUACGAUCUGCUGACUCGUGAUGAGAAGGUCGGCGAGACGGUGAUCGACCUGGAGAAUCGAUUCCUUUCUCGUUUCGGUUCCUACUGUGGUCUGCCGCAGACCUACUGCCUGACAGGGAUCAACCAAUGGCGUGACCAGAUGAAGCCAUCUCAAAUCCUCCAGAACCUGGCUCGUCUCAAGGGAAUCCCCCCUCCCAGGACGGAGGACAAUGGAAACACUCUGAAGUUCCACGGCCAGGAGUACCGCCUGGAAGAGUUUGAGGCUAACAAGAAGAUCCACCAGCACCUGGGCCCACCUAAUGAGAGGAUCUGUCUGCACGUACUCAAGAAACAGACUCUGGUACCAGAGCAUGUGGAGAGCAGAACACUUUACAGCAGCUUCCAGCCUACUCUCUCUCAGGGAAAACUCCAAAUGUGGGUGGACAUUUUCCCCAAAAGUCUGGGUCCUCCUGGGCCUCCUUUCGACAUAUUUCCACGCAAGGCGAAAAAAUAUUUCCUUCGAGCCAUUAUCUGGAACACAACAGAAGUGAUCUUGGAUGAGACCAGCAUCACUGGCGAGAACAUGAGUGACAUCUAUGUUAAAGGCUGGAUGCCAGGCAUGGAGGAGGACAAGCAGAAGACAGACGUUCACUACAGGUCUCUAGAUGGAGACGGGAACUUUAACUGGAGGUUUGUUUUUGAGUUCGAGUACCUGCCUGCUGAGCAGCUGUGUCUGGUCUCCAAGAAGGAGCACUUCUGGAGUCUUGACAAAACUGAGUUCCGUACCCCCCCAAAGUUGAUUGUUCAAAUAUGGGACAACGAUAAGUUCUCAUUAGAUGAUUACCUAGGCACGGUGGAGCUGGACCUGCGGAACCUGGUGCCACCCGCCAAGAUGCCAGCAAAGUGCUCUCUGGAAAUGAUGGAUGGGAAACAAGGGGUGCAGUCCAAGACUGAUCUGUCCGCCUCACUGUUCGCCCAGCACUCUGUCAGGGGCUGGUGGCCCUGCUUCAUAGAGCAGGAUGGCAAGAAGGUCAUAGGAGGGAAGGUAGAGAUGACUCUUGAGAUCAUCAGUGAGAAGGACGUGGAUGAGAAACCUGCUGGAAAGGGGAGAGAUGAACCCAACAUGAACCCCAAGCUGGACUUUCCCAAGCGACCAGACACUUCAUUCUUCUGGUUCACCAACCCCUGUAAGACCAUGAAGUUCAUUGUGUGGCGCAGGUUCAAGUGGAUCUUCAUUGGUCUGAUCAUACUGAUCAUAGUGCUGCUCUUCCUUGCUAUCUUGCUCUACUCACUGCCGAACUACAUAUCAAUGAAGAUUGUGAAGCCAUUCCAGUGAGGGGAAACUUCUCAAGACAACAUGAGAUCUUAUUUCAUGUGUCUAGAUUAUAGACCAAAGAAAGUUCAGACAAAAGUCCUACAUUGUGUUUGCAACCAGACUAUGGGAGUGACAAUAUAUGAAAAAAAUUGUUAUUUGACAUGUUGAACAAAGAUUUCUACUGCAUCUUGCACUUAUUAGAAACAAUUUUACGAUAUGUGUUUUACAUUCCUAUGUUCACAGUUAUGUCUGUUUAAUGUCUUUUAAAAGGAUCACGUCAUCAAAAUACUGAAUGCACUUAAAAAAUAUAUAUUUUAUUCAUACGUAAUGUGAGAAAAUAUGGGGUAAAAUAAAGACGACCUACUUGGAAAAUGUG